Messenger RNA from Rhagoletis zephyria (snowberry fruit fly), 8756 nucleotides. RefSeq lists its product as uncharacterized. Gene Ontology annotation, biological process: protein dephosphorylation. Gene Ontology annotation, molecular function: protein serine/threonine phosphatase activity; cation binding. NCBI's taxonomy places the organism in Eukaryota, Metazoa, Arthropoda, Insecta, Diptera, Tephritidae. The record is from RefSeq and is a predicted model, not a curated record.
UGGAAGGCCUCUUGACUCUCAAGAUGGCCUUUCGGAAGGGCUUUUAAUUCCUGAAAUUGUCUACUGGGUAGCUUUAAAUCUUUGUUGAAAAAGUUACUUCCUUUUCAAAUGUUUGCAUGAUAAUUUUCUAAAAUUUCCAGAUAAAUAUUUUAUGUACAUAAAAUUGAAUAUGAACAACUUCUCCAUUAUCUUAUCGAAUAUUUAUUUUCAACAGCUUAUGCCCAUAGUACCAGUUACGUGCGCAAAACCCGACGACCAAAUUGCCUGCUUGCUUGCCAUGAACAAAGUUGAAAAAAUUCCAUAUCGUAUAGCAACAAAAAUUUCAACUGAGCUAACAACAAUAUGCAUAUGUAUGUAUAUAGCAACAUUGAAGCGAAGGAACACACAAAAAGGGGGAGAAAAAUGAACGGAUAAGCAAGAAAUGGGGGAAAAUAAAUCAACUGUACAGGGUCUAAAAAUUCACAUCUGCACACGUAUAUGUACAUACUGCACUCGUCGGCCUUAUAUAUUUGCGCUAAGUGGUAUAAUACAAUUGGUUAGCUUAAAUUUAACCUUUAAGAAUGUUUAAACUAAAUUGCGCUAACAUUUUUAAAUGUGAAAAUGUAAUGCUCUUGGCCAACGUACUAUUCUUCUCAGCCCCCUUUCAACAUAACAAACCAGUUCAUUGGUACAAAAGUCGCUGACACACCCUGUAGCGAGUAAUUUCGAAAUGAUUUGAACUUAAAUGUAUAUAGCACACAAGCAGGCAAUGAAGCACACUGUCGACAGGCAAGCAAUCAACAACGGGUAUUAUAGAUAGCCCGUGCAAACGAGCUAUGUAUUGGGUAGCAGAUAAGUGGCGACUGUGAGCGUGUAAGCGAGAAAGCAUUAUGCAGAAGUGCUCUGAAGUAAAUAGACGGAAGGUAAGGAGGAGACGAAACGAUACAUCUUCGACGUUUGCCAAACGAGUGACGAUAGUUGAAGUAGAAGGUUGUAAAAUGACAUUUCAGCCGUUUCGGUGAUCAAAGAAAAUUGAUUAACGCGCCAAAAGUAGGCAAAAACUCAAAUUAAGUGCAAAGAAACGUCAGCGCCAAAGUGCAACACUGCACCCAAGUGUCAAAUUCGAAGCAGAUCAAAGACAAAAACAAGUACAAAUUUACGCUGAAGGCCAAAAACCCUUCUUAUUAUGUAUGUAUUUAUGAAGUGUAGAGAAAUACCAGCGGUAUUUGAAAAAAAUAUAUAUUUAAUAGAGAACAUAUUGUAUAAAAAAAGAGAAAUUCGAAUACAGUCGCAAGCAACUUUUAUAUACCUCAAGCAUAUAUGUGCAUAAGUGUUCGAAAUUCAGUGGAAGUGGCUUGAAAUAUAGAAAAACAGGUACAAGGCAAAGCGUAGAGGCAAACGAUAGCAACAACAAAAGCGAACAGCAAUAACACAGGGUUGUAUGGGUGCAUAUAUAAAGUAAAAUAAAAAAGUUCACCACAACCGCAACAUACGCCCCGCAAAUGUGGUAGACAGGGAGAGCACGAUCUAUAUACAAUACUUGCAUUGUGUGUGUGCGUCAUCUCGCUUUGGCCUUGUUUGACAGUUCACUGUGUUCAACAUGGGCACAGUCGCCUCUGUGGAAUUUUGCUGCGCGUUGAGUGUAGAUUUUAAUUUGAGCAGAGCUGGUUAGGAAAUAUUCGUCAACGGUGAAAAAUGUUUUCAAUUUGAUAUAAAAUUACAAAAAAAUACAGUUUUCGCUACAAAGAAAAAGCAAUAAAUGUUAUGCAGUGGAUAAAAAUUUGGUUUUUAUGAAAAAUAUCUACAAGUAACAAAGGUAAAUGUAAAAGUCGCUGGGGGAAAGGAAUCACAUAAGGAGAUAUAAAUACACAAAACCUAUCUGGAGCUUGUGUAUGUGUCAAAACUUUAAUUGAAAACGCCACGAGAAGUGACGAUUUAAUUGUCAAUAUCAGUUCUAAAGGAAAAAUUUGUAUAAUUGAACGAAAUUUUCUCAAUACGUGUAAAAAUUUAAUUUCAAGCAGAGACAAAAGGCAACCAACUACAACUAAAGAAAAAUAGUGACAACGAAGUGAGAAGUGUCAAAGGAAAAAAAACUAAAGUAAAUAAAGAGUUGGUGAAGGAAUACGAAGAAAAAAGGCGUAGGAAAGCUGUAAAAAUAGUGCUGCAAAGUAAAAUAAAAAGGGAAUCAUAUACAUACAUACAUACUUGCAUGGGCUGUAUGCAUCGAAUCCAUAGUGUGGUUUUCUCUUUUUCACGUAUUGCGCACAGUAGAUAAUGUGCGAAUGUUCCAGCUGUCAAGUAAUAAAUGCAGCAACAAAUUACAUACGGACGGAAACCCUGAAGCCAGCAGCAAAAACAACAAACGUUUGCAAACGUCAAGCUGAUUUUUGCGUUAAUCGGAAGCAGCAACCAGAACAACAGCGGUGGGUACAAAACGAGUACGAGUGGUAUGGGCAAAAUCACUCGACUCGUAGCCAAUUUCACCAUAGAUAUAGUUGUUACAACAACAAUUCACAGGAAACAAGAAAUGUCGAAAUGUUGCAACAUGAACAACGUCCAAUAUCUGAUAUGCACGAAUUAACAUUCCCAACAAAUUAUAAACAAACCAUAAAUGAUUUAAUGAAAGCUCAAAUUAACAACAACAAUUCAACAACAAAAACGCCGAUGAUGAGAUCCCCAAUACUUGACUCUAGUAAUUCUCAUCACCAACAAUUGCAUCAGCAGGGAGCCAAUGCAACAAACUGCAUGAAUGACACAAUGUCCUCGGUGGCGUCAAAUCCUAUAUCAACAACAUCGCCACAAGGUGUGGGUGGUGGUUUUUACGGUAGCCACACUCCACCUUCAACCAUCGGGGUCAAUUUGCGCGUCACAGGCCAAUGUAGUCAAGGUGGUCGCAAAUAUAUGGAGGAUUAUUUUUCGGUUGCCUAUCAACAAUCGGAGAAUGCCAAAGAUCUGGAAUAUGCUUUUAUUGGUAUUUAUGAUGGACAUGGCGGGGCGGAGGCGGCUACAUUUGCCAAAGAGCAUCUCAUGAUGCAGAUAAUAAAUCAGAAAGCGUUCUGGUCAGAUUCGGAUCAUGAUGUAUUACGUGCAAUACGCGAGGGAUACAUUGCCACACACUAUGCUAUGUGGCGUGAUCAAGAAAAUUGGCCAAAAACCGCUAAUGGCUUGCUGAGCACAGCCGGUACAACUGCCACUAUUGCUUUCAUACGUCGUGAGAAGAUUUACAUUGGCCAUGUUGGCGAUUCAGGCAUUGUACUCGGUUAUCAGAAUGAGGGUGAGAAAUUCUGGCGUGCCAAACAGCUAACGGUGGAUCAUAAGCCCGAAUCGGCAGAGGAACGAGCACGCAUACAACGUUCUGGUGGCAAAGUUGUAGUAAAAUCCGGUGUACCGCGCGUUGUUUGGAAUCGUCCACGUAAUGCUGGCCACAGAGGUCCCAUUCGUUCAAAUACACCCGUUGAUGAAGUUCCAUUUUUGGCAGUAGCACGUAGUCUUGGAGAUCUUUGGAGUUACAAUUCCAUGCGCAAUGUAUUUGUAGUUAGCCCGGACCCAGAUGUGCAGGUCAUAAAAAUCAAUUCAAAGACUUUUAGAUGCCUGAUUUUUGGUACAGAUGGUCUGUGGAAUGUUGUAACACCACAAGAAGCAAUUGAUACUGUAUACGAAAGAGAAUGUAUUAAUGAGCGCCUUCAAGCGUUUGCUCAUGCCGAAGGCGGCAGUCCAGAAUGGACGAACCCAAGCAAGGGUUUAGUUGAGCGGGCUUUGAAGACAUGGUCGGCGAAAAAGAUGCGUGCUGAUAAUACUUCCGUUGUGACAGUAAUACUUUAUCCGCCCUGCAAUGAAACCAUAAAUGCCAACUAUAUUGGCCCGAACGGGCUGCCGUAUAACAGUUUACCAAACGGCAGUUGUGGCUUGGAGUAUACCGAAGUAUGCGCCGAAGUUGCGGCGACUGAUUGCGGUACUACCUAUGAACAGAUAGCAGAAAAACACAUAAUGCCUGAAGCCUUCCGAGAUUUCGACUACUUCCUCGAUGAAGCGGCAAUAAAUGCGGCGCUGCAUUCACGAAACGAAGAGAAUAGCGAGACAAAAUAUUGUAAUGAAGAAUUGUCGUAUUGGCAUAAUUGGAAUUGGGACGAGCGUCAGUCCGAAUGUGCUGGUGAUUAUAACCACCAUUCGACUUUCUUAGGAGCGCAUAGCGAUGUUAGCAUCUGUAGUAAGGAAAUUUCAAGUGACGUUGGAAAUGUUAAUAAUGCUCAUAGCUUAAUAGCAUGUGAUGGAGACGAAAAUGCUGUGGAUGGCGUACAUAAUAGUCCAGUAGGCGAUGAAACAGCAAACACGCCAGCUGUACUAAAAUAUGCAACUUACAACGCUGACACUUCCUCAAAUUCAAAUGCGUCCAGCGAUGUGAGCAAUGUAUUAGGCAACGCAGGCUUCAUGACAUUUGCUGAAUCGUAUAACUCAUUUUUGAAUGAACAAAUGUCGCAUGAUAGCACAAGUAGCUCCAACUCAAACUCGAAUUGUCAAAUUAUUAGUGGCACGAGUGAGAUACUACAGGAACAACAGCUUUACCAGCAGCAAUGCAUGUCCGAGGAAGAGGGCUAUUCAUUGACAAAGUUGGAAACUCGACGCGAACAGCAGCGGUGCAGUGGCGGUGUGCAGACAUUCAAAAUUUUCCAAACCCAUGACACCAGCGGUACAAGUUAUGUGCCACAGCGGCGCGAGCCAAAGGAAACUCAAAGCAAACACGUACAAGGGCAGGUGCAGCGACAACACACAGCCACCCAGUCGACUUCUACGUCACAACUGACACUUGAAGAGGCGCGCGAAUUGGAGGAAGCUCUAACCUGGGAGCCGGAAUGCGCUACGCUUAGCAAGACAAUGAAUCGGUUUCUGGGUUACACAGCUGAGCCUCCAAAGCCACUUGAAUUGAAUUCGCUGCUACAGCAAGAGCGCGAAGAAGAGCGACAAGUAGCGAUUGAGCGACUCGAAAUGCAGCGCCAGUUGGCAGGUGCAACAUUGCCUGUGCUUGCGACAGAGGCGGCGAGAGAGCACAGUGCUCAUGACGCUGAUCUGCUGCCAGUAGAUCAAAAUGGGCCAAUAGAAGACCCUGAAGACGUAUUAGUGGAGGAGUAUAUUGAGGAAGAAAACGAAAGUAUCGAAGAUCAGCAGCCUCAAGACACUAAGGCAGCAUUAAAAGAUACAAGAGUACAAAUCAAUGAAGUGUCGUCGAGCGUCGUCGAGAAGCCCCAAAGUGAUAGCAGUGAGGGAUUGUUGCCAGCACCGUCAGAUAUGUCCUCGACCACAGAGCAAGCACCAAAAGUCAUUGAGAAAAUAGAGAAGAUUGAAAUAUUGCCACAGUUAAUUGACCAUGCGAAAUUGACACGUCUGGAGCAUCAUCCAUUAAUGCGACACAAAUCGCCGCCAUUGUCACAGUACAAAAAGUCCAAGGGAUCCUCAGCAACUACCUGUUCAGCCUCAAACUCCGUGACAACGACGAACAACGUAAGCAAACAAGCAAAAAGUACACCGUUUGACAUCUCAUCACGUCCCCUAAAGGCAUAUCCGGGCCGAACUUCGCUCAAGCGGUCGCAGACACAAUUCCCCAAUAUACCUAACGAAAAUGCGCGCUUAAGCGAAGCUACAUCGUCGCAUGAAGUAAGUAAGCGACGUCGCUACAACGAAUACAUGUUGGGCGCCGUUAGCAGCACAAGCAAUAACUCAGACAACAGCAUCGAUAAAAUUGGCAAAAGUUCGAAUAAUAACUGCCGUAAUCGGCGUUUCAAUAGCACCUCAACUAUGGGUCACCUCAGCAGUGGAAGCUGUGCCGGCAUUGCCUUGGAGAAGCGGCAAUUGCGGAGCAACAGCGGUACCGUGGACUACUCGAAGCGCACUUUGCGUACGCGUAACUCACUUACCAAAGACCUGAAGGCGAAAGCAUCGCUCACUACAACUAUGCGACGCGUAACGUCACAGUUUCUGCAUGAAACAGCCGUCAGUCUUAUGCACAGCAAUUCUGCGCUGGCACAACAGCGUCAACAACACAGCGCGAAUGCAUCGCACAACGGCAGCGGCAUGAAUUUGAAUAGAAAUAGCAGUGCGACAAACAGCAGUUGCAGCAGUCGCGGCCUUGGACGUAGGUCGCGGGCGGAGAAGCUACUAACAAACAACACCGACAAUUUGGAGGCAGCCUUCUCACAUGUUAUCAAUCUGCGAUCGCGCAAGGUUGCACAUUUUGCUGUCGCGGCUGCAGCAGUAGCGGCGGCAGCGGCAGCAGGCAACAACACACAAUCCACACGUCGUGCAAGAGGCGUUAUAGGUGGGGUUGCUGGCGCGGGUUCGCCGCUCUUGUCUUCAUCAUCGGCAACGGUGCUACGGCGUGAGCGACACAACCUGCGCAGCUUGAAUUCGCGCAACUCCGCUAGUGCCAGCCUAAUGUCAGCCAAUGGUCAGCGUGAUUACGGCUAUGGAAAGUCAACACGCGGCGGCUUGCAUGCGGCAGGCAUGUGCGCUGCAUACAACAUGCAGUCAAAUUCAGUGCCCACGUCCAAGUUGCUUAACGGCGCAGCCGGUGUGACACACGCGACAACACGUCCGCGAGCGCACACGCUGCUCUUGGCAAAGCAGCCUGUAAGUGGUACGACAACGUCUAGCGCGAUGAGCAUGCGCAACAGUAAUGCAGCAACACCUUUGGCAGUGCAGCCUACUUCGUACGGGAAACGUACUACGGCGUUGCGUAGUAGUGGUGGUGGUGGUGGUGUUGGCGGCGGCAGCAAUAUGGGCGCGACGCCCGUGAUGCUGACGCGCAGCGGGCGUACUGGCCGGCGGAUGAAUCGUUGAAGGGGUACGGGAGUAUGGAAGUGAAUGUUGUCGCUGCUGCGGCGACAUUGUGAGUAAAUUAGUACAAAAAUGCCUGAAAGCAUGCUAACACUUAGCGAUUUUCAUUGUCAAGGUUUUGCAAGAAGUUAAAAGCAACUUAAAUUUGUAAAAUUAUAAAAAUUAACGCUGCAUGUGCAGCAAUUAGAUAUGUGAAUGCAGUACGAAGCGAGCACCUCGCGCAAAAUUAAAACAGAAAAAUACUAGAUUUUUGUAAAUUUAGUUGUUUAGUUGGUGUCCUCUACAAGCAAAAUAUGUACAUACAUAUAUAUGUAUUGCCAACUUGAAAUUUUAUUCCAAAAAAGCAGAAACUGAAAAAUGCAAUAUUUAUUAGUAAAUAAUACCUACGUUAGUACUUUUCUUUGUUAUGUCUACUUAUUUUUUCAUAGUUUGCCAAACGAAUAAAAUAGAGCAAUGAAAAAUUAAAUCAAGUGCUGCAUUAAUAAAUGUGAGGUGUGCACGAAUAAUUUAAUGCGCGAAAGAAGGGAAAUUUGAGGUUUAGUUAAAAAACAGAGUAAUAAUAUGUAGCAAUUGUUCCUUUCACCACACUGAUUUCCAUGUAGAACAAAAGUAUUUAUAUUAGGCGCUAAGCUGUAACUAAAGUCAAGUCAGAAGAAAGGGAAAACUGAUACAAUAUUAGUUAUAUACUGUUAAAUCAUAAAAGAUGCUACUAGUUUUUAGGUGGUAGCUGUAGGCACGCUUGCGCGCUUUUAUAAUGUAAGUAAUUUAAAAAAAAAAAAAAAAAAAAAAAAAAUUGCCAGCAAACCAUUGACAUAAACUUUAUUAUAAUUUUAAAUAUCUAUAUAGUAGAUAUAUUUAUCUUAAAUAAUACUGAUGUACAUAUAAACAAAGGUGUUAUAUAUUUCAUUUUUUUGUUUUGGCGUGUAAACCUUUCAGAAGCGUUUAAACUACUUAAACGACUAAAUCGUAUGAAAUUCAUAAUCCAAAUAUUUCAUUUUCCAAAAUUAGUGCUGGUAUCUACUCGAUUAAAACCAUUUUUUAUAGUUAGUUGUUUAUGCUGUUGCGUUAUAAAAAAGUACCUUUAUUAAUAUGGGUCUUCACACCGAGCCCGGCAUUCUUUAACUCGGUGUUCGGUAAUUUUUUCUAAUGCAGUUUAUUUGUAUAAAAUAGUGUUACACAAACAAAAUACAUGGGAAAAAAAUGACCGAACACCGAGUCACCGAGUACUAAGCUUCGGUGUGAAGACCCAUAAUAAUUUGAAAUUUUAAUACUUUGGAUUAAAUUUAAUUGGAAAAUAUUUAUUUAUUUAAAAUUUUAAUUGAACUCGUUACAACUUCUUUAAUUGAUCUUGAAUUUAAUUUGAGUUGAUUUUUUUAAUUUUAUUUUAUGUUACACCGUAUAUUUUAAUUUUGAUUUAAAAGUUAGAUUUGUAAUUUCUCGAUUAAAUCACAAAAACAAACAAAAAAGUUGAUGUGCCUUAUUGCGUUAGUGCAAAGUAAUAGCUGCAUUUAUUUCGGCAAUAUUAGGGAAAAAACGCAAUUGCAACAAUAGCAAUAACAAUAAAACAUACCGACACUUUCAAGUAAUUUUAAGUCCACAGACUGCACAUAAAUGUUGUUCUAAAAGUAUUGGCUAAAAAUAUCGCAAGAGUACAUUGAAGGAGUAAAUGUGAGCUAUACUUUGCACUAAGACGUCUUGGAGGUUAUAUUUACUACAUUUAAAUACAAAACAAAAAAUACUCCCAUCUCAUUUCACCGCUUCUAACUCCACACUAAUUUCUUAUCAAAAAUAGUAAUUUGUUAUCAAAAAAUUAUACUUGCACUCAAAAACAUUUACCAUUCAUAUUUUAUUUUUAAAAAUUUGCCCUGUAUUACUAGCUAUUAAAUUUAUUUAAUAUAAAAUCAUUCGGGAGCUUUUAAGCGUAGUGCUUAGUAGGGUUAGUUUUAAAA